UAAUUGACAUCUUUAAAGUCAGGAUGAAAUGGAAAUUGUUAUAAAUGAAUGGUACUGAUCUUACUGUGAGUAAUUUAUCCAGAUGUGUUCAUUUAUUUAUUUUUUAAUCAAAAUGGCAUAAUUUGAUCUUCUGGUGAUGUAUGCCAGAAUUCUCCAAUCAUGUAGUCUGCUUAACCCAGCCGCUUUCUUCAUUUCGACUGCCUCCUUCCAAUCAACAUUCAGUGGAUUGUUGAACCAUGUCCCUGCCAUACAUGUUUUCUUUAUCAAUAAUCGUUAUGACAGAUGAAAAGAUCCAUUGCUACUUCUGCUACAUCGCAACAUUAAAAUGUGAACUGGUAAAUCACGCAAAGUAUGUCCAUUUCUACAGUAUUUGAUGUUGACUUUAGAGGAACACAACAUUUAAACAGUAUUUACAGCAGUGUUUCUUUCUCUUUGUUGUGUGCAGACUUGUCUCAUUGCCAAGGGGGAAAUUGCAGCAAUGUCACCUCUGCUUUGGGUUAACUCUGAUUCAGCAAUAAAAGGCACUGGAGAAUACUGUGCUGUAGUGUAGCACUCCUCAUCCUCUGUGCAUACACAAACACAUACACGCACACAUCUCACCUCUAGUUCCUCUUGUGUAGUGUGAGUGAGGGAAGCCACAGUGUUUACUACUGUCAGAGACUUGAGAGACAAUCAGAGAGACGAGAGAAAGAGAGAGGGCGUGGGGCGGGGGCACAAAAAGGGAGUUGAUGAGGACCUCUGUUGUGCUCCUGUCAGAUAUUUCUGAGAGCGGGAGAGGAGCACAGAGAACUGGAGUGUAUAGCGACGUGUCACGUCAAUCUCAGGAGGCAAGAAAUUUGAAGCGACCGAGAAAAAAUCCUUGAAAUGACAAUCAACUUGAUGGCAUCUUAAAAAAAAUGCUGUGCGGUUGAGGCAAGACACAACACAAAAACAGGGAGAUCCCUUGCUGUGGAGAGACUAGUGGAAGAAACAUCCAAUGCUGCAAAACUGAAUCACGGCUUCCUGUAACUGCAAGCCAGCAUUGGAGGUGGAACAAUUAAUGCGAAAACCCCACACCCCCCUCCUCCCUGCCUCCAAGCUCCUCCUACUCCAUCGUCAUGGCGAUGAGCAGUGAUCCUGGUUGCGUGGGGGUGGACUCUGACCCAGACUCCUCCCAGACGGCUGAGAUGGCUGACAAGAUGUCUGUGGUUUCGCUAAGGUCUGAUCCCUCCUCCAGUGUACUGAAGAAUGGGACUGGUGUUAAGAAAGCUCCGCCCAUGAGGCCACACCUGUCAGGCAGGAAGAUGUCAUUGCAGGAGAGAGGAACGUACGUUUCUUCUGGGAGCGGGGCUGACCGCUAUUCCCGAAUAGCCAGACAGCCAACCAUCGAGUCCAAGCAAGUGUCCAUCUCAGACUCGCAGGAUUGCACCCAGCUUAACCAGUACAAGUUAAAAAGUGAGAUUGGGAAGGGCUCAUAUGGUGUUGUCAAGCUGGCGUACAACGAGGAUGAGGACAAAUAUUACGCAAUGAAAGUGGUAUCUAAGAAGAAGCUGAUGAAACAGUAUGGUUUUCCCCGCCGUCCUCCUCCUCGAGGUCCUAAAGCAGCUCAGGGGGAGCAGCCCAAAGUGCUUGGUCCUCUGGAGAGAGUUUACCAGGAGAUAGCCAUCCUGAAAAAACUGGACCACCUCAACAUAGUUAAACUGGUUGAGGUGCUGGAUGAUCCAGCGGAGGACAACCUUCACAUGGUGUUUGAGCUGAUGCAGAAGGGCCCUGUGAUGGAGGUCCCCUGCGACAGUCCGUUCAGUGAGGACCAGGCCCGCCACUACUUCAGAGACAUUGUUCUGGGUAUCGAGUACUUGCACUAUCAGAAGAUUGUUCACAGAGAUAUUAAACCAUCUAAUUUAUUACUUGGAGAUGACGGCCAUGUCAAGAUCGCAGAUUUUGGGGUCAGUAACCAGUUCGAGGGUAAUGAUGCCUUGCUCUCCAGCACUGCUGGUACUCCUGCCUUCAUGGCCCCAGAGACGCUGUCGGACAACCGCAAGAGCUUUAGUGGAAAGGCUCUGGAUGUGUGGGCUAUGGGAGUGACCCUCUACUGUUUUGUGUAUGGAAAGUGCCCAUUUAUUGAUGAGUACAUACUGGCACUUCACAAUAAGAUCAAGAGUAAGCAGGUGGAGUUCCCCGAGACGCCAGCUGUCAGUGAGGGCCUGAAGAACCUGGUCUCACGGAUGCUGGACAAAAACCCAGACACCAGGAUCACCAUUCCUGAGAUCAAGGUGGAUCCCUGGGUGACUCAGGAUGGCACUGACCCUUUGCCUUUAGAAGAGGAGCACUGUACUGUAGUGGAAGUCACUGAAGAAGAGGUGCAGAACUCAGUGAAGUUUGUCCCUAGUCUGUCUGCUGUGAUUUUGGUCAAAGCCAUGUUAAGGAAGCGUUCCUUUGGGAAUCCAUUUGAGUGUCCCAGCAGGAGAGAAGAGAGAUCCAUGUCUGCACCCGGCAGUCUGCUCAUGGACUCUUGGCCGUUCCGGCCCUCUUUUAAACUCCAGCCCUCGUUAAGAAAAGGGAGCAGUGGAGAGUCUGGUAGAGAAGUUGAGCUCGAGGACUUGCAUGAGGAUGAACCACCCACCUCUUGAGUGUCUUCAUCGUAGAUCCUGAAGAGUUCCUCAUUGUCCUUCCAUUCCUUCGAGCAGAAGAUGAUCAUGACCCAAACCGCUCUACUACACUCUGUUUCCACGGACUUGAUGCUUACCUUGACAUUGAACUGGAUUCUGCUAUUGCUAGCCAUCCUUCCUUCAGGCUUUUCAUCUUCGUCAGUCUUGCACAAGAAUCACUUUUCCUGCCUAUGAUUCUGAUGAAACCUGGCCUUGAUAAUCUGGUGGAAAACUAUUCUUUCUCCUUCAUACCAUUUGCAUCUUUCCAUCCUGGCUAAACAAGUAGAUUUUGUAUGGAAUCUAUGUUAGUCCAGGUUUGUGUGAAAGAUAGACUACACCACAAGCAGCAUGGACAAAAGAUGCUAAUAACUUGGUAAGCUGUUGAUGCAGUGUGCUGCCAUCAUAACCUCUGUACAUGUGUAGAAAAUAAUAGCAAUGGCGUCUUGCCUUUUUUGUAUAUGUUAAUGUGCAAUUCUUAACCCUGUCCAUCAUAGCAUGCCUGAAAUAUGGCCUUCUCCAUAUAAUGGUGGUUGCUUUCCAUUUCUUUCAUACCAUAACAUUUUCUCAUUUCAUUCAGAUACAAUAUAUAAACACACACAGUGUCGUACUGUGAAACAAAGGGGCUUAUGUAACUACUAGACACUAAAAGAGGCUUUUGUCUGCACAUUCAGUCAAUUCUAGAAAACAGGGCUUUCUCAUACAGCGUGUUUGAGCGCUUGGUUUAACCAUUAUCUAGAACAGGGCUCAUUUUCCAUGUUUGUGAAUGUCGCAAAUGCCGCAUUCGGAUCGCACCGGAUGCAGGGCUCUCGUGUCUCGGUGCUUUGUCUUUCUGCGGGAACAGAAUGUGUCAUUGUUUACCGAGUCUUCGCAUUCCAAAAGACCUAUUUGUCAGUCAGCAGUGCUAACGGGCCCUCGAACACACACGCAAACAUUCCACCGAGGCAAGCGAGUGUGCGCUGAUGCAGAAAGAGAGGGAGUCACUUUCACUCAAAACAGACAAGCCAAUUGAGGGAAGGAUCUGAAUAUGGUGUUUAGCUGCACAACGAAAGUGAACUGCCAUUCAAUUUCAUCACGGUCCCUCUCGGCCUGUAUUAACUCCAUCCAAAACAGUACGCCCCUGUUUACAUCGGAUCGUCUGCCAGGCGAACCCAUCAUCCCAUUUUUGAAUUGCGUAUUGAAAGUACAAAGAGAGACUGAGUGGACGAUCAUUGUAAAGGCACAUUGACGAUCAAGAUAUUUAAUAUUUAAUAUUAGAUUUUUAUCAUUGAAAAUUUCACUGUGCGUGUUUCAAUUUUAAAAGGACAGUUCACCCAGAAAUUAAAUAGCAUUUACUCAAAGUCUGUUUGCAUCAACACAAAUUUUUGAAGCAAAAACUUACCUAUUCAGACCAAUGCUUAAAAAAUGUUCAAAAAUUCACUCUAUUAACUCAGAAGCAGAAAUGCUCCAUUUACCCUGUUAUUCUAAGUGUUGUGCAGUGUUCUGUUUCUGACGCCCAGUUGUCAUGGAGAAAAAGGAAGUCGAACCGUAUUUACAUGUUUUCGAACAGACAUUCCGAUUUUUUUAUUUACUAUUGUGAUUAUCAAACAACACUGGAUUCUUUGUCUGUUAUUCACAUUUACUUGGCAAAAUGGUCUGUUCAUGAGCACCACCAAGUCAUUGUUUUAUGUAACAGCAGUGGCUCAUGGUAUGUGAUCAAAAGCGCAAAUAUUAGUGGCUGGCCAGUUUCUUCUUAAAAAAUAAAAUAAAAGUUGCAUUAUGAUUGUGUCGGUCUGAACAGACGCAUUAAUUCAAAUACAUUUAAAUUCAUGUUUAUCAUACCAAACAAAACUUUAUGUGAACAGGCCUUUACUCUCAUAUCAUUCCAAACUUUUUUUUCCUUUUUUGUGUGAAACACGAAAGGAGAUAUUUAGCAGAAUGUCCAAGCUGCUCAUGUAAUGCAUUUGGAUGGGUCACCAACCAUCACCGUUUCAUUGUAUAGAAAAGAGCAGCUUUGACUAUUUCAGGGUGAACUGCCCCUUUAAUUCAUUUUACAAGAAUAAAACUGGACUCAAUCAGGUCAGCUGCCAAUUAUUUCCAGUAAACUGGUUAUGUAAGCAGCGAAUGCUUAGAGGAAACCUUUAACCGAUGUCACUCAUUUAGAGGACUCAUUAUUGCUUAUAUGAAGACGGAUUGAUAAACCGCAGUGAACCACUUUCAUUAUAUUCUCACUAAUAUCCUGAGCAGAUGGUGGUCCAUUUUUCUGACUCCUACACAUUCUUCCCUUCUUCUCUCUCUUCCCCAUCUCUCUUUCUCUCGAUGACCCUCUUUUAGGCAUACAAUCUUUGUAGAUUGCUUCUUGCCCAUAAACUGAAUUACACAGGAAAACCAUUUUCAGUGCCAAACGACAAGUGUUUUUUGGGUCUGUUUGUGUGGAGUAUUUGAUUAAAUGGAGUCCUGUUUCUGUCGUAUUGAGAUUUCUGUAUGUGGUACUCAGGGUCUGGACACUGCUGUUCGGGGAAUACAGAGAGAAUGGAGUAGCAUAUUCUGUGUUCAUGAGCUCUGAGGUGUUUAUGUGUGGAAAUUCAUCAGAUGAUUUUAAAUGAUCCCCCUUAUUCUCUUAUAUGUGUGUGUGCAAACUCGUUUGUCUAUUCUGUCUCAAAUGUACAGUAGUCUUGUCAGUUACUUCUUGAUGUAUGCUAUGCACCUGUUAGUGUCAUGAUGUACAGCAUGUCCCUUAACUUAUAACCUUUUACAGACUUCUCUCUAGGUUUGUUAUUCCUUUUGAUAUCCGUGUGAGACAAAACAACUCAAGUUUAAACCCCUUUAAAUUGUUUCCUGCAGGACUUUUGUAUAAGCUAAACAUAUGCAGCAGCCAAUAUGCCAUACCUCUGUCUGAGCAAUCAACUCAAGUGUGAAGGCUUUAUUUCCUUUUCCAGGUUUCGGCUCAUGUGCAAUAGAUGAGGUUUGAUCAUUUGUCUACCCACAUUUACAAAGGUUUCUCUUAUUUAAAGUAGGGGAGAGAAAUGUGGCCAUUUUGAGGCACUGUGUAGCUGCAAAACCUUCUUGCUAUCAAAGCUUUAUGCUUUUUUAAUUUCCCUUUCUUGAUUUAAAAGUAUAUCAUAAUUGUAUAUAAAUCGUAGAACACUGUCUCACUCACAUACCUACAGUUUGAACUGCCCAGUUAUUUGUGUCAGAGUGCCUGAUAUUGCUGGUUAUUUAUAGACGUCUGUAUUCUGCUGCAUUGAUCUGAAUGUAACCGUUUAAAAAAUUCAAAGAAAACAGACAAAAAAGAGCAUGCCCUGAGAAAGCAUUGAAUGCAACUCUUACUAUGUAAAUAUGUACCAAAGCAUAUAAAGAUGCUAUUUUUUGCAUGCUUUUUGUACACAGACAUAAUCAAAGACAAUAAAGAUAUCACAGGUGA
Messenger RNA from Onychostoma macrolepis, 6027 nucleotides. RefSeq names its product calcium/calmodulin-dependent protein kinase kinase 1, alpha a (gene camkk1a). Gene Ontology annotation, biological process: activation of protein kinase activity; protein phosphorylation; CAMKK-AMPK signaling cascade. The transcript is spliced from 19 exons. The coding region runs from base 1098 to 2609 and encodes 503 amino acids. Gene Ontology annotation, molecular function: protein kinase activity; ATP binding. The record is from RefSeq and is a predicted model, not a curated record. Lineage: Eukaryota; Metazoa; Chordata; Actinopteri; Cypriniformes; Cyprinidae.